Molecule: messenger RNA, 414 nt
Organism: Diversispora eburnea
Lineage: Eukaryota; Fungi; Glomeromycota; Glomeromycetes; Diversisporales; Diversisporaceae
Source: the annotation of a GenBank genome assembly
AUGAAUUACAAUGAAGGAUUCUCCGGACGAAGAUCAAGGCGACAAUCAACUUCUGAUUUUAUAUGGAAGGAUCCGGUAGACAUAAGUGGUAAAGAGGAAGAUCUAAAGUUAGGUUGGGAAGAAAGAGAUCCUGAGGGGCAAGAAAAGAUGGAGAUGGAGAAUGAAUCAGAAAGAUAUGAAGUUGAAAGUGUGAUGUCACGUAGGGUUGAAAAUGUGACGGAAAAAGCAGCAUUUCGAAGUAAAUUUUUAGCAGCACUUGAAUUAAGUUUACAUCUUGAUACGGAACUUUAUGAUAAAUUAAUUCUUAAAAGAGGAAUUAAAGAUAGUAGUGAUGUUGGCCCUAGAUUGGAAACUGUUCCAGUCGCGAUGAUGCCUGUUAGCAGACAAAAUAGUUAUUCUUCUUCCAGAAGUUAG